Pyricularia grisea is the source of this 1548-nucleotide messenger RNA. RefSeq lists its product as uncharacterized. The transcript has 10 exons. NCBI's taxonomy places the organism in Eukaryota, Fungi, Ascomycota, Sordariomycetes, Magnaporthales, Pyriculariaceae. The record is from RefSeq and is a predicted model, not a curated record. The coding region runs from base 1 to 1548 and encodes 515 amino acids.
AUGGCUCCGACCACGAGCUUGCUGGCCGAUGCUACCGACCUCUUUCUGAGGUCUCGCGACGAUGGCGGCUCAGACUUGAACGUUUUGCAAAGUAACAAGGGCCAGCCACUGGCUGGUACCAUCUUCAACGUCGCCCUCGCCUUGGUAUCCGCCUCUGUUUUAUCGACGCUAUUCGCAAUGAGGGCAAACGCCAUCAAGACUUGGAAGAGACUCCCAUAUGUUGUCGGAAUCCUCUUCUUCAUUUACGUCGACUCGUAUAUGUUCGUCUUGAGCUCGGCCAUCAUACAAUAUGGUAUAGGCAUCAAUGUGAACCUAGCUGCUUGCGAUGCCGCUAUCAUCAUCUGCCUCACCUUUUACGUCACGACCAAGGCCGUGUAUCUUUUUCUGGUUGAGAAAGCAUAUAUUAUAUGUGGAAGCAGAAAAGGACGCUUGCAAUCCAAGCUUUACCUCUUCAACUCCUUCGUCAUGAUGGGCAUAUACGUGGUGGUGGUUGUGCUCAACUUUGUCUUUCGAAUCAACCGCUUAGAGGAUGGAACUUGCGUAAUCGGCAUGAAGAAGAUCGCAAUGAUACCACUAAUAGCAUUCGAUGCUCUCGUCAACGUCUACCUCACCUUCCUUUUCCUAGUUCCGCUGAUGAGAUUAUACUCGUUUCGAAACCCUUUAAGCAAGCCAGACAUGUAUCGACCGACCAUGAAACUGCGGACGGUUGCCAUGCGGACCUUUAUCGGCGCCUGCUGUACACUGGCAAGUAGUAUUGUUAAUUUGACUGUCCUCAUGGUGCUCAACGGUGAGCCGGGAUGGGUUUGUCUGAUGUGCUGCAAUAGCGACAUCCUUUUCUCGGCAUUGGUUCUAUAUUGGAUAACUUCAAAAGAUAAUAUCGCCUCCAACUCGAGUUCCAGGGACAUAGUGAGAAACGACUCGCACCCACUGUCCGGUCCGGAGCGCAGGAGCAACAACAACAAUAAUAAUAAUAGUGGAGGCGGCAGCCACAACGUCAGCGGAAGAUCCCAGGGCGGCGGCAGUUGCGUCCGUGGCUCGCGCCGCGACAGCGCCGACAGCAGAGCCGCCUACGUCAGGCAAGAGAAUAGCGACUAUCCAUCGUGCGCCGUCAGCACGGCCGCCCCGGCGGUUGGGCUGCCCUCCACGAUGACAUCGCACUGUGGCAAGGACAUGGUUUUGCUGCUGCCGCCACACACCCGGCCACAACAGCAAGACCAACAGCAGCAGCAGCAGCAUCAACAAGAACAAGAUCAACAAGAUCAACAGGAGCAGCAGCGGUCGCCUGGAACCGGGGGUAGCACCGAGAAGCUGCACAGGAACGACAGGUGCGGGAGCGUGUCGACCUUGGGAGUCUGCGAUAAGGUGGACAGUUGCGUGGCGCACGACGAUGAUAUCAGUCCGAGCUCCGCAGGUCGAGGAGAGACCGGGUACGAGUCGACUUCUGGCGGAGGAAUCUGGGCCAACCAUGCCAAUGAUGAUGGUGUGGAUCCUUGGAGCAAGAGGCCCGGUGGUGGUACAGGAUCUAACAAUCCACGAGAUGCUUGCUGA